Messenger RNA from Pyrus x bretschneideri (Chinese white pear), 965 nucleotides. RefSeq lists its product as uncharacterized. The transcript has a single exon. Lineage: Eukaryota; Viridiplantae; Streptophyta; Magnoliopsida; Rosales; Rosaceae. The coding region runs from base 57 to 965 and encodes 302 amino acids. The record is from RefSeq and is a predicted model, not a curated record.
UCCUAGACAAGAAAAAAUAUCGAUCAAUCACUUUAAUUUAGGGUAUACAACAAAAAAUGGAUUGGCAGUACAAUGGGGAACAAAGCGCUAAUAAGCUCUUGACGAAUUCGACUACCUUUCUAAAACAACCUUUCCAUAUUCUUACACUCACCCUCCUCAGUUUAUUGCUUCCCCUCUCAUUCCUCAUCCUGUCCAGGCUAUCUUGCGCCAACUAUAUCUUCAGCUUAAGCUUCCCCACUCUCAUCAUUCCUCCUCCCGAGCCCUCCAACUACUAUUCAUCAUGCAUCUUCUAUCUCUUCCUCUACGCUACCCCUUCUCUUCUCUAUCUUCUUGUUUCCGUUGUCACCGUGGCUGCCUUUAUCCACUGCAUAACAGGAAAAAUCACCAUCAUAACUGAGUUUCCGAGUCCCAUUUUCCAUCCCCGUUUAUACCCUGCUUGGAUCUUCCUAUGUACAAUGCAAGUCUGCGUCGGUUUGGGAAUUGAAGGUAGCAUCGUCGCCGUGGAGGUAGUAGAUGGGCGCGCUACUUUCGGCGGUGUUGUUGAUGAGAAAAUAUGUUUGUUGAGCAGAGCAAUAUUUUUCCUAGGGUUGCAUGAGACCAUGCUUCAUUGGUGUAGGGUUGUGGUGAAGCCGGUGGUGGAUGACACGGUUUUCGGUGGCGCUAGAGAGGAAAAGUGGGUUGAGAGGUUGGCAAUAGCUGCCAGCUUUGGUUGUUUGUGGUGGUGGAGGUUGAGGGAUGAGGUUGAGUCUUUGGCUGUUGUGGCUAAAGCCAAAAGAGAGCUGGCAAUGGGCUUAGGAGUGGCUGACUUUGUUGGUUGGUCGCUGUAUUACCUCACUGUGACUAUUGGUAUGGUUAGGUUGGUAAAAGGUCUUAUGUGGCUUUCCAUGGUUUUGUUAUGUAGGAGAGAAGCCAACUUAGGUAACAAUUGUGGAGAAGAUCAUGAUCGUCAAGACAACAAGGUCUAA